Messenger RNA from Nomia melanderi (Alkali bee), 5126 nucleotides. RefSeq lists its product as uncharacterized. Gene Ontology annotation, molecular function: protein binding. Gene Ontology annotation, biological process: regulation of transcription by RNA polymerase II. The record is from RefSeq and is a predicted model, not a curated record. NCBI's taxonomy places the organism in Eukaryota, Metazoa, Arthropoda, Insecta, Hymenoptera, Halictidae. Gene Ontology annotation, cellular component: nucleus.
CAUUGAAUUUCAUCGAACACUUUGUAAUUGGUUUGAGUAUAUUUUCGAAAAUGUCCAGUGAAACUGUUUACCAAUGAAACGAACGCAGGAAACGUUGUCGUGAACGUUACACGGUGAACAAGGUCUGCUGAAAUUCUGAACAAAACGUCGAACCGUACUGUAGAAAUUUCACACACGACAGAGAGAUUUGUGUGAAAACCGUUGGCUAUUUAGUGAAAGCUAUGGGAGCCUUUUAAAAGUUUAGUCGAAACAGCGUUGACUGUAGAUGCCUGAAAGAGAAAAAUGUAUAGAAGCAACGGAUACACGUAUGCGAGCGCACACUUCCAUUGAAUGCGCCAGGUAUACGUAUAUAGAAGUAGGCGGAUGUGUGUACUGGCAAAUGCGGUAGAGAACAGUUUGAUACGCGUUCGGGAGUUUAGCGUUUGUAAGAGUUUUCAGGAAAGACAAGAGGUGCGCUAGUGUUCCACUAAGCUACCCCCAGCCUUACUACCCCCACCCUUCUGUUCGAGCUCCCCUAGCUAGUGCAAAUCUCGGCGGAUGAAUGUUUUCUUAAGGGAUUCUUCCCGAAAGCGACGCGAAAAUCUGAGAGGAGUCGACAAAGCUGAAAAUUCGAAGAUUAUUCUAAGAAGGUACCAUAAUGGAGAGUGGAAGUAUCUUGAAUACCCCGGGUAAUUAUCCUGGCGGGGAUCGUCAACAGUUUUGCGUUUCCUGGAAUUCUCAUCAAUCGAAUAUGCAUAGCGCAUUCCCUAAAUUGUUGAGUUCAGAGCAAUUCGUCGAUGUCACUUUGGCUUGCGACGGAGGCUCGAUAAAAUGUCACAAGGUGGUAUUGUCAGCCUGUAGCGAUUAUUUGGAACGUUUGCUACUGGAGAUACCGUGCACUCAUCCCAUCAUCUUCUUGAGGGAUAUGAGAAUGUGGGAACUUCAAGCUUUGGUAGAGUUCAUGUAUCGUGGAGAAGUGUACGUGGAGCAACAGCAGCUAGGAAAAUUAAUGCAGGCUGCCGAAGUAUUACAGAUUCGUGGUUUGUCCACUCAAGGGAACGAUAAUACUUUGAGCGAAAGUGGCUCCCAGCAAUGCGACUCGAAUACAUCCGUUGCUCCGUCUACAACCACACAGCAGGAUGGGUCUAAUUUCAAAGUAGAGGAAACUCAGUCCGACGACGGAGCUUCGAAUGCUAAUUUCCUCGAAACUCCGUCGAUCGCCGCAUCCAGUACGACGAGCGCAACAUCGCAUACUACUACUCCGGUUUCACAAAACCCAAAUUCUUCAAAUUUCAUGAACAUGGAGCACAGCGAGGCAUUGCAGCAUUUGGAGAAAGCGCUGAGCGCUUGCGAGGCAACUCUGACCGAAACCCAGGGGAUGGUAAAGAUGGAACCGGACGAACAGUUUACUCAGCAACAGGAUGUAAAACCAUAUUCGAUUAGUAUGGUACCGAGCAGUAAUUGUAACCCGAGCAGCCCGUUUCCUGCGAUCGAAGGCUACCAGAGACGACAAAGACGUUCGGAAGAAGAGUUGAAACAAGCUUCGGAUAUGGUGGCACGCGGUAUGACGUUUCAAGUUGCUUCGGAAAAAUACAAAAUUCCGAUAAGUACGAUUCGAUUCUACAUGGUCAGAAAAGGUAUAUUGCAAAGGCGAAAACGCGGUCGCGGUUCAAGUAAUCUUGGCAUGAAUAGUCAGCCAGGCAGUCCGGCGAGUCCGCCGUAUCAUAUGAUGAAUUAUCGUUUGCCAGAGAGCCUAAACUCCAGCCUACCGUAGUGCUAUACGAGAAGUAGCGAGUUUUUAGACUUGAGUUGAAUCGAACAAAUUUUUUAUUGCCGUAUCGGAGCUGUUCCAGACUGUCAUUCUUCCCAUGCUUAUCGACUCACACUGAGUUAUCCGUUUUUCGCUCGAUCAUUCACUUGUGGCGGUGACGCGUGUCCAUCGCGAAUGCGCGUUUCCGCCGAAUUAUUCUAUUCUCCAUACAUUUAUUGCAUUUACAAAAGAUAGUAAUUUAAUAGAGAAUAAUUGACAAUGUGUACGUAUCGUACACGAUAGGUACGAUUUUAGUCUAGAACAGCUCGACUCCGUGUACAUAAGCAGCACCAUACGCGAGCUUUCGGACGCAGCAUCUAGACAAAAGGAAACUAACGGAAAGCGAAGCAGAAGAAACUUGUCGCGACGUAUUGCGCGCGCGCGCGGUUCUCGGGACUCGAGAGAUUAUGGAGGAUUUCGAGGUUUUCUAUCGUUCCACCGACGAAAUGAUUUCUCUUAUCGUGUCGUUUGAUUCGAUCGAGUAGUUUUUCUGGGGAUUUUCGUUGAUUUUCUUUCCUGUCGCGGUACAAGCAAAGAGAAGAAAUCUGUGUGACACCUGUCGAUGCGGCGGACGAAGGCCACUCGUACGGUUCAGUUUUGGGCCGUGUUCCGUUCUUCUACUUAGUGACACAUACACCUUGCGUACAUGGAUAGCGUAAGAGGUAUUUUUUUGAGUCCUAUACACAGAUUGCUACAACAGGUUUACAUACCACGGUUCAUAGAAAAGAUUGAACGCGUCACGCGAACCAUAUUUUUACGAUCGCUCGAAAAUCUUUUGAUAAUACGUAUCCGUAGGAUAGAUUCUUUUUUAUUACGUAUUUAUAUACAUAGCGAUACACACAUGCACUGACGGAUACACGAGAGUGAAGCGGGCGGGACACACGACACACGACACGCAGAACAGAGACGAACGAACGGGGAUGAUGGUCACGGAGGAAAGGGGAAAAGGGAAACGAGAAACAGAGAAACAGAGAAACAGACGGAGCACGCAACGAGCUAGCAAGGGUCUAGGGGUGCAUAAAACAUAUACAAGUACAUGUGUAAACACGUCGGUCAUAUGUACCAAUUCAGUUGAUCUUUGACAUCCAACCUGUGGAUAUACAGUUCAUUGUUGCUAGGAGAUCUACUUUUCGCUAUCUUUGGUCACAUCAAAUAGAAUAUUCGUACGUUGUUCGCGCGAGGUAUUGUUUCCUUUGAUUUGACGCGAAAUCAAACAAGACGUUAGAAUAGAAGUUUACGGCUGAGAAAUGCUUGUUACAAUUGUCGCGAGAUCGUAGGCUUUGUCCAUGAACGAACUUUAGUCACUACGUUCAAGACUGGUCACACACGGCUGACUCGCAACCACGUCGAAUCUUGUAAUGUAAAUCUGAAUUUAUUACACCGAUAUUUUUGUAGGCACCUUGUCGUGGUAGGAGUCUUCUUUCUGCCUUUAUACAUGUGCUCGCGUUCCAACGUAUUCACCUAUGUAUAUAUGAUUAAUGUAUAAACAUUCAUCCGUACGUAUAUACAUAUAUGUAUAUGUAUGAAGGCGCGCACGCACGGACACACGCGAUGCACGUACACACAAUCGGACACUGACACGGAAUCAACACGACACGUGUACUCACGCAUCAUACGACACACUCGACCACACACACACACACGCACACACACACGCAAGUAUGUAUAUAUCGUCGGUGACUAGAUGCUCCGUACUCGUUACCGAACAAAUCUGGACUUGUCGAAAAACUUGACGACGUAUAGCUGAAUGCUUUUCACGCGUUAGCAUGCAACUUGUAAUCGAGCGUGAAAAUCGAAUAGAAAAGCGUUUUCAGAAAACCGAGCAAAUACAGAUGUUUCGAUAGUUUUGUGAAUCCUGGUUUUGCCUUUUCCGAAAGAUUCUAUACUUUUCCAAGUAUAUCGGAACGCGCUCACGCGCGGAAAACAAAAGACGCGCAACGCCUCGCGAUCGAUUCAUAUUUUUACUAGAAAUCAUGUUCCUAAAUUAUUACGGUAGCGAUUAAGAAGGGUUGUUGGGAACAUGCGUCUAGCAACAACACGAAUCGUUGGGCGAGCAUUCUAUCGUGGGUACACUUUUGCGGCGGACAAAACGAAAACGAACACGAACACGAACACGAACACGAACACGAACACGAACACGAACACGAACACGAACACGAACACGAGAACAGGAAACAGGAAACAGGAAACAGAAAACAGAGCAGACAGGGACAGAGACAGAAACGGAGAAUACAGCAACACAAAUGUAACGUAACCGUACAGUGUAUUGCCUUUGUUAAAUAGCAUUCGGAUAAAGCCAUAUUUUUCCAUGCAAUGCAAUAAUCCAGCAAAAUAAAUUACCGUAAUUGUGAAACAGCCUAAAAUGGGGAAGAGUGCCAGAUAAAUAAACGAAAGAAAAGAAGGAAGAAAGGGAUGAGGAGGCGACAGAGAAAUGGGAAAGGAGAAGAGAGAGAGAAGAGGAGAAGGAAGAAAGGAAUAAUGGGCGCGAUCGAUGUAAAACGUUGUAUAGACGAUUUCCUACCAUUUAGAACAUAUUUGCCUUUUAUUCUGGCCUCGUGAUAAAUCCUCACUUUAUUUAUACUCGACAAUAUACUGGAUACCGUGUAAAGGAACGACUAAAUUAGGUUAGGCAACUUGAUGAACCAAUGAUUUCUCGCGGUACGAUGCGAGUCCUAAUCUCUCCUCCUCCAGCUCGUUCGCGCGAAUUUCUGGGAAUCCGCAGUUUCAUUUUCUACCCUGUAUCGACACUCUUUCCCCGAUCGGUAACGCUCUUCCUUUAUUCUUUCCGCGAUGAUGCUAAAUCCUGUUUCUUCGAAGCUCUUCCUUACUUGUCUUGCUCGAUCAUCGAGAUCGCGAAUAAUGCUCUAAAGCUUGGUUGUAUCGUUCGGUCGCGCGAUCCGGAAGAAAUAACGAGUAAGCGAGCGGCGAGGUUCUUGGCGUUUUCAUCGGUGUGUACAGCAUUGUUGCUUAAAAAGUUCGUAUCGCGUGAAUCAUCGUUCAAAAAGUUCCAGUUGACAAAGGUUUUAUACAGAUCUAUUAAAAACCAGUAUUUCAAACCAAUGAAGAAUAAUUAGUUUUCUAAUAAUAACAGUACAUUUUACGUGAACUUAGAACAGUGCUUAAGUCAGUAAUGCUCAGCGUAUGUAACAAAUAUUUUUAGUGGAAAUCCGUGUCAUACUCACGUGAAUUAUAAUGCCCUUAAAAUAUGUAACUAAACUAAACUAAACUAAAGUAAAGUUAAAGUUAAAGUUAAAGUUAAAGUUAAAGUUAAAGUUAAAGUAAAGUUAAAAUAAAGUAAAAUAAAGUAAAAUAAAGUAAAAUAAAGUAAACUAAAAUA